Gavialis gangeticus (Gharial) is the source of this 2534-nucleotide messenger RNA. It is a transcript of the gene ETV4, whose product is annotated as ETS variant 4. The transcript has 10 exons. The record is from RefSeq and is a predicted model, not a curated record. The annotation marks the transcript as partial. Gene Ontology annotation, biological process: regulation of transcription by RNA polymerase II; cell differentiation. Gene Ontology annotation, cellular component: nucleus. Gene Ontology annotation, molecular function: DNA-binding transcription factor activity, RNA polymerase II-specific; sequence-specific DNA binding. Lineage: Eukaryota; Metazoa; Chordata; Crocodylia; Gavialidae.
CCAUCUCUCCCAGUGCUCCCACCCAGUCCAGCCCCGGCGCAUCCAGGCUCCAGUAGGGGAACCACGUACUUUUUUCUUGCAGACCUCUUCCAGGAUCUGAGCCAGCUGCAGGAGACUUGGCUGACCGAAGCUCAGGUUCCAGACAGCGAUGAGCAAUUUGUGCCUGACUUUCAUUCAGAAAACUUAGCUUUUCACAGUCCUCCUGCUAAAGUUAAGAAGGAGCCACAGAGUCCCUCUUCGGACCCCGCACUGUCCUGCAGCCAUAAGCAGCCAUUUCGGUACCGCAAUGGCGAGCAGUGCCUUUAUGCCAGUGCCUAUGAUCAAACCAGACAAGCUGGAAUCAAGUCCCCAGACCCAGGAACCCCGAUACAGUCACCACUUCAACACUUCCCUAGGCAGGACAGGAGCUUCCUGAGCCUGCAGGGUCCAUCCCGACCCACUUCCAGCCGUGGCUACCUCAUGGAACACAGCUCCAUCUACCAGCCACCUGUGGAGAUGUGCCAUUCUUUCCCCUCCUCCCAGAGCACGGGCCGAGAAGCCCCAGUUGCCUACCAGCGCCAGAUGUCUGAGCCCUGCCUGCAGUACCCUCAGCAGGGCUUUAAACAGGAGUACCACGACCCAACGUAUGAGCAAGCAAACCAGAUGGGGGGCAGCAGCACCCGCCAGUACCCAGCAGGCUUGGUGAUCAAGCAAGAGCAGACCGACUAUGCAUAUGACUCAGAUGCUGGCUGUCCUUCCAUGUACAUGAACACUGAGGGCUACCGAAGCCAUUCACAUACUGAAGGGCCGUUAGGAUAUGGCUAUGACAAGCAAAUGAGGCCAUUCUCUGAAGAUGUCUGUGUUGUUCCAGAAAAAUUUGAAGGAGACAUCAAGCAGGAAGUCGGCGGGUACCGGGAAGGACCCCCAUACCAGCGGCGGGGUUCUCUCCAGCUUUGGCAGUUCCUGGUGGCUUUACUGGACGAUCCCACCAACUCCCACUUCAUUGCAUGGACUGGCAGAGGGAUGGAGUUCAAACUCAUCGAGCCAGAAGAGGUAGCGAGGCUUUGGGGCAUCCAAAAGAACCGGCCCGCCAUGAACUAUGACAAGCUGAGCCGGUCCCUUCGCUACUAUUAUGAGAAGGGCAUCAUGCAGAAGGUUGCUGGAGAGCGCUAUGUAUACAAGUUUGUUUGUGAGCCCGAAGCCCUCUUCUCCCUGGCCUUCCCAGACAAUCAGCGGCCUACCCUGAAAGCUGAGUUCGAUCGGCAGGUCAGCGAGGAAGAUACAGUUCCCCUGUCCCACCUGGAUGAGAAUGCUGCAUACAUGCAGGACCUUGGGAGUCUUCCUUCCCAACCUUACAACAAAGGCUACACAUACUAAUACCAUUGGGUCCUUAAUGUAGCCCUUGUGUGUGUAUAUAUGGAGAUGUUUGGUUAGUAUUCAGUAUAGGAGCUAUCCUGGACCAGCCUGGGGCUGUACUAGGCUUUAUGAAUAGCUGCAUCAGUCUGGCAGAGAUGCCCAUCCUCAGACAACCAGCCAGCAGCCCCAUGACAGGGCCCCUAAACUUGGUGAGGCAGAACUGGUUCUCUCACCAACACAAAAAACUUCCAGUGGACAGGCUAACGAUGCUGGCAGCAGCAUACAGAGUCUGUGCCAUCUACAGCCAAAGCAUGAUCCUGUCACAUUCCCUGUGACUGUCCUGGAGCUCCAGCUGAGGGGUCUAGGGAAGGAAAUAGGUCCCCCUGGGCUUUGCCUCUGACUUUAUGAUGCUCCAACACUGCUCUUAAUUCUCUUCCCCACAACACACACAGAGCCCCCACCUAACCUUUCCCUCCCCCACAUAAGCAAUGUUCUUGCCUGCGCUCACACGCAUGCUGGCAACGGGUGUUCAUUCUAUCCCGAUGAGCCACUGGGCAUGGGAGGUUUCCAGUGUCAUGUUUUCAUAUAGAUGCUUUCUGAGAACAGGGAAUAUUUGCUCUCCUGUAUGUGCUUGCUCCUGCCUUGGUGCCUCCUUGCUCAUAAUACUUUAUACAUGGGCUAUUUUGUGUGCUAAGCCUGAUGUCACUAUGGGAGAGGACUGGCUGCUACUGGCCAGUGCCAUUGUGUUCUGGGUUGCAGCAUGGCAGCAAAUGCUGCUGUGGGUAAACCAGAAGCCCCCUCAUAUUUCCCCUUCCAGGCUGGCCUGUGGCUCUAAACUUAUGUAACCUCACAGAUUACUAUGAAUUGACACAGCUGGUGAAGCUAAGCCAGAGAGCAACACAGAGAGAGAGAUUUGGAGCCCUUGCACUCCAAUCCUGCCUAAGGGCCAUCGUACUCCAAGCUCUAUGACCAAGCUACUUGCUGGCUGCUGAUUCCUCCAGCCCAAGCUGGGCCUGCACAUGGCAGACAGGUUCUUCCAGACUGAACAGCUUCCUCCAAAGUCAUUCUCAGCAGUUUCUACAACUCCAUCAAGUGCUGGUCAUACCUUCCUUACCUGGACAUGGCAGAGAAAUCUUGGGCACUAGAAAAUCAUCUCAACAGCUGGUGGGGGAGGGAGAUGGUGAGCCAACUGCUUUACA